Colletotrichum higginsianum IMI 349063 is the source of this 2742-nucleotide messenger RNA. Its product is annotated as Fungal specific transcription factor domain-containing protein. Bases 1 to 2742 code for a protein of 913 amino acids. Gene Ontology annotation, biological process: DNA-templated transcription; positive regulation of transcription by RNA polymerase II. Lineage: Eukaryota; Fungi; Ascomycota; Sordariomycetes; Glomerellales; Glomerellaceae. The transcript has a single exon. Gene Ontology annotation, molecular function: zinc ion binding; DNA-binding transcription factor activity, RNA polymerase II-specific; sequence-specific DNA binding. The record is from RefSeq and is a predicted model, not a curated record.
AUGGCCCCCGAGCCCAUCAGGUCCAACAUUCACCGCUUCCGCGUUCGACAGCCGUCCCCAUCGGCUUCCUCCUCGCCGGCCCUGCGCCGCUCGGCCUCUCCUCCCGCCGUGCGCUACCCGCCGCCGCCGCUGCCGCCGCCGCCACCGGCCCUGACGCCCGUCAUAGGACCCCCGCCAACCCCGGGACCGCCGUCGGGUACCGCCCCGGAUGUCUCGGUCUCGGUCUCGUCCUCGUUAUCGUUGUCGUCCUCCUCUCCCUCCUCGGCGGCCAUGGCAACACUCUCGGCGGGCCCAGUCCCGGCAAAUUCGGCUUCGAUCCCGCCCACGCUGCCGAGCCCCGCCGGGGGUUCAAACAACUCCGUGACGCUCUCAGCUUCCUCUUCCUCCUCCGCCACCGCCGCCGCCGCCGCCGCCCCGUCGCCCAAGGCCGUCCGCGACAUCCCCGCCUGCGACCGCUGCCGCAGCUUCAAGAAGAAGUGCAGCCGGACGUUCCCCGUGUGCACCCUCUGCGCCAACGCGGGCCACCGCUGCUCCUUCUCGACGCCCGCCGCCUCCACCGCCGCCCAGACGCACCACCUGCGCGCCCGCAUCGAGUGGCUGUCGCGCUUCAUCAACGAGAACCUCUCCGUCCCCGGCGUCCCGGGCGUCGAGGCCGUCGACACGGGGACGGACCUCGCCUCCCUGCUGGGUUCCUCGCCGGCGGCUGCCGCUACCCCGACGAUUCUUGGUGGUAGUAGUAGUGCUGGUGGUGCUGGUGUUAUUACUACUGCCGUAGGACACCCGCUGGACAUGAACCCGACGACGCCGGCCAACGUCAACGGCGCCACGCCCGGGUCCGGGUCCAUGAGCGUCGGGAGCAACCGUGGCGAGCCGAGGGACACCUUUGCCGUACACCAACAGCAGCAUCACCAGCAGCACCAACACCAGCAGCAGCAGUCACACGGAGCAUCGGGCCCCGGCAUCUUUGACAACUCGGAAUCUCCAUCGACGAGAGGCAACGACCACAUGCGGGCCCUGCUCCAGCCGGGACCGCCGGAACCCGGCCGGAUCCUCGGCAUCGAAGGCCUCCGUGACGGCCACGGCCACGGCCACGGCCAUCAUGCCGGCGGCGGCAGCGACGGCGUCGGCAGCGGCUUCACGUCCUCGAGCCUACCCCGGGACGCCAUCGCCCGGCGCUUCGUCGACGCCUACUUCCGCAACGUCAACCGCGCGUACCCCUUCGUCAACCGCGCGCGGGUCCUGCGCGACCUCGAGUCCCUCGGCGAGUCGACCAAGCGCCGGCGCGACGCCGGGUCGACGCUGCUCUACCUCGUCAUGGCCAUCGGCUGCACGACGCUGCAGCGCGCCGGGCAGAUCCCCAACGACACGGCGUCCAAGUUCGACGUCGCCUACGCCGACAUCAUCCAGGAGUGCCUGGCGCGCGAGGACCUCGAGUCGAUCCAGAUCCUCGUGCUCGUCGCGCUCUACUCCCUCUUCGACCCCCACAAGGGCAUCUCGACCUGGUCCGUCGCCGGCAUCGUCUCGCGCCAGGCCAUGCUGCUCGGCCUCAGCCGCCGCGCGUCCGAGGACAAGACGCUCUCGGCCAUGGAGAUCGAGCUGCGCCACCGCCUGUUCUGGAGCAUCUACGUGCUCGACCGCAUGAUGGCCAUCUCGCUCGGCCUGCCCGUCGCCCUCGUCGACGACAACGUCGACGUGCCCCUGCCGGGCCUCACCAUCGAGGAGUUCGCCUCCCCGGACCGCCAGCACUUCGCCUCCAUCCUGCAGACGAACCGCCACGUCAUCCAGCUGCGCCAGCUCGAGGACCGCAUCCUCAAGCAGAUCCACACCCGCAGGCAGGCCGACGUCGCCGCCCUCUCCCAGGCCGACCGCCGCGCCAUCGUCCAGAGCAUCCGCGCCGACAUUGAGAACUGGUACAGCAACGGCUGCCUCGUCUCGCCCCUCGAGCCGGACAACGUGCCCAUCCACAACUCCGUCACCUGGCUCAGCGCCCGCUACUACCACCUCCUGCUGCUCCUCCACUACCCCUGCCACUUCAACUCCUCUUCCGGGCCCGGCUUCGGCUCCCCCAUCGUCUCCGCCGUCGAGCUCCUCCGCUUCGCCCAGAAGCACCUGCAGUCCACCUCGGUCCUCCUGCAGCAGCGCCAGCUGCCCCUGAACCGCGUCACCCUGUGCCGCCUGUUCCCCGUCGGCCUCGUCCUCGUCCACAGCUUCAUCGCCUGCGCCGCCGAGUGCACCUCCUUCUCCGCCCGCGACGAGGUCGCCGUCGUCGUGAGCAUCCUCGAGGCCUUCCCCGAGGGCUGGGCCCAGGCCCGCCAGGCCGCCCACGUCUUCCGCCAGUUCAUGGGCCUCGUCUCGGGCGUGCCCAACAACGGCUACACGACGCUGCACUUCCCGAGCGGCGGGAACGUCUACGGCGGUGGUGGUGGCGGUGGCGGAGGUGUGGGCCAGGUAACCUCGACUUCAUCGGCGUCGACGUCGUCCUCUAGAGAAUCGUACCAGGCCAUGGUCCGGCCCAUCAUCACGGGGCUCGUCGCGCUGAUGCAGGAGGUGCUCGGCCGGUCGACUUGCUACGCGUUCCACGAGUUCCCGGACGACUGCGGCGGCCAGCCCUCGGCGCCGGCGGGCUUCCGGGGCCAGACGGCGUUCUCCCCGACGGGGCCAACGCGGCACUCGGCGUCCGUCGGAAACGACGAGCCGUCCAUGGACUACGGAUGGGGCUCGUUGGAGCUGGGGUUUCUCUGA